AUGGCAGAAUGCAGUUCUAUUAGACCCCAUGUGCUGAAGAUGAUUGAACUCAUCGAGAGACUUGGACAAUUGGGAUUAGCAAUGGAUCAUGAGCUUAGUAUAGACUUAGUUCUACAAUCUCUUCUUGACAGCUUUAGUCAGUUCAUGUUGAACUUCCAUAUGAAUCGAUUGGAAGCCACUUUUCUUGAACUUUUGAAUAUGCUAAACAUGGUAGAGUGGUCCAUCAGGAAAGAUAAAGGAUCAUUGCUUCUUGUUUCUUCUUUUGAGGCUCAUACGAAACAACAGAAGAAGAAAGCCCAAAAAGGGAAGAAGGUAAAAUCUCAAAAUGAGAAGGUGCUGAAGCCUAAGAGAGGUGUCAAAAAGGACAAAGAGAAAGAUAUUUUGCCAUCAUUGUGGCAAACUUGGGCAUUGGAAUAG
This is a messenger RNA of Theobroma umbraticum, 417 nucleotides long. RefSeq lists its product as uncharacterized. NCBI's taxonomy places the organism in Eukaryota, Viridiplantae, Streptophyta, Magnoliopsida, Malvales, Malvaceae. The record is from RefSeq and is a predicted model, not a curated record.